ACUCGAAUUUUUUCAUUAUCGAACUGGUUCGGUUGUGUUUUCUUCUGAGAUAGUAAAAAUAUUGUUGGCGGCAUCAUCAGAACAGUCAUUUCGACCGCUUUUGAAUUCAUUCGAAAAAAAAUUCCUACUCUACUCAAGAACUUGUUUCUCUUUCGGAUCGAGAGCUUCGAAGAUUGGUUUCCGCUUCUAGAUUCUGCUUCGUGUCCUUAAAGAUGCUUCCCCUUUCUCUUCUAAAGACUGCUCAAGGGCAUCCCAUGUUGGUGGAAUUGAAAAAUGGUGAGACUUACAAUGGCCAUUUGGUUAACUGCGAUACAUGGAUGAACAUUCAUCUUCGGGAAGUCAUCUGUACUUCUAAAGAUGGUGACCGGUUUUGGCGAAUGCCUGAAUGUUAUAUUCGUGGUAAUACAAUCAAGUAUUUGCGAGUUCCAGAUGAGGUUAUUGAUAAAGUUCAGGAAGAAACCAAAAGCCGUACAGAUAGGAAACCUCCAGGUGUAGGGCGUGGGAGAGGAAGAGGGCGUGAGGAUGGUCCUGGUGGAAGACCAUCUAAAGGAAUGGGGCGAGGCUUCGAUGACGGUGCUAAAGCUGCUUCUGGAGGCCGUGGAAAGGGUAGCUCCGGUGGAAAACUCGGUGCCAACAGAGUUGGAGGCAGGGGCCGAGGGUGAUCGGAGUGAAACGGGUAACAGAUGAGAUGGACUAACUACAUUAUGUAAGCCCUGCUCAGUUUUCUCGUCAGUGGCUAUGUGUUUUCAUUUUUAUGCAUUUUCUUUUCGUCUGCAUUCUGAAGUGAAUAUUUAUGUAAUUUUCAUGCCAGCCCUCUACCAAAGUUGUACACGACACGAACAGUUCAGUUUAUUGGUUCGUAGUCUUGGGAAUAGGUAUAUAGAUAGUCUCGUGUUUUCGAGAUGUUUUAGAGGGGUUGGGAGGCUAUAUGUGAUCAAUUUAGGUACACAGAAUAUUUGAAAAGGUAUUAUGAUCAAAUUCUAAACACCUGUUAAGUAGGUGUUUAUGGUUGAUAUCAUGAAUGCUCAAAAUCUAGGAUUGAUCAGUUCUGGGAGUAUCAUCAUCAGAUAAUCAAUGAUAUAGAGGUUCUGUUCAUCUAAGAUGCCUUGACUCUUAUGAAAUCUAUCUGAUAUGUAUGUCAUUGUUAAGACACUUCUAACAAUGCCAAUGUGCCAUACUCGAGGGUGAUGAUGCCGGUGGCUAUGGGCGACUAUGGCAAAUGUAUCGACUCGUGACUAUCUAGUCUACGAUGCCUCCAUUGGUACCCUCCUAGAACCCACAAACUCUAGUGUGCCUAUGUUCAUGAUACAAUAUGUAAGGAUUUUUUUUGAGAAUAGUAUGAAUCAAUCACUGGUUACAUUCGUUUGAA
This is a messenger RNA of Cucurbita moschata (crookneck pumpkin), 1369 nucleotides long. RefSeq names its product sm-like protein LSM4. NCBI's taxonomy places the organism in Eukaryota, Viridiplantae, Streptophyta, Magnoliopsida, Cucurbitales, Cucurbitaceae. The coding region runs from base 213 to 662 and encodes 149 amino acids. The record is from RefSeq and is a predicted model, not a curated record. Gene Ontology annotation, molecular function: U6 snRNA binding. Gene Ontology annotation, cellular component: P-body; U6 snRNP; spliceosomal tri-snRNP complex. The transcript has 9 exons. Gene Ontology annotation, biological process: spliceosomal snRNP assembly; nuclear-transcribed mRNA catabolic process; mRNA splicing, via spliceosome.